Messenger RNA from Balaenoptera musculus (blue whale), 6966 nucleotides. It is a transcript of the gene CHST3, whose product is annotated as carbohydrate sulfotransferase 3. The record is from RefSeq and is a predicted model, not a curated record. Gene Ontology annotation, molecular function: chondroitin 6-sulfotransferase activity; N-acetylglucosamine 6-O-sulfotransferase activity. The transcript has 3 exons. Gene Ontology annotation, cellular component: Golgi membrane. Gene Ontology annotation, biological process: carbohydrate metabolic process; N-acetylglucosamine metabolic process. NCBI's taxonomy places the organism in Eukaryota, Metazoa, Chordata, Mammalia, Artiodactyla, Balaenopteridae. Bases 670 to 2121 code for a protein of 483 amino acids.
AUACAUAUAUAUGUGUAUAUAUAUGUAUAUAUACAUAUAUAUUCUUUUUCAGAUUCUUUUCCAUUAUAGGUUAUUACAAGAUAUUGACUAUAGUUCUUAUAUUGUGCUUUCUGUGACAUUCAGGUUCCGGGACUCAGGAUGUCUCUGGUUUAGAAUUCUCUGGCCAGGUGGUCCAGGCCUCAGGGGGUCUGUUAACUUAUCUUGCCCUGGAGAAACAACCUGAAUUCAUACAUUAAUGAUAUCUGUAAUAGCAACUUUAGUACAUUAACAGUGUUACUCACAACAGCAGCCUUAGCACAUUAACAAUGUUCUCAACAGCAGCAAUUUUAGUCAACUGACUCUGGUUGACUAGUGUUCAGUUAGCACAGGAUUGAAGUCAGAGGGGACAAGAAAGGGAAUAAAGUUUUGGAUAGACACAUUAAUCAUAAACUCGUAAGGGAACUCAGGUUUUAGAAAGACUCCGUUUCAAUAGGAUGGGAGGCCGGAAGGACUUGAGGGGCUCUGGCAGAGUGAAGCCACGAGGAUCUCCAGGCCACCUCCCUUCCAACCCUCCCCUGCCCCUCCCAACCCAGGAGGGGAGCUCUUCCCAGCGUCUCUGAAAGCGGGACCAGGUGUCCCCCACCUGAACGACGAGCCAGGUCCUGAGUGAUGGCCCCAAGCUGAGUGCCCAUGGCCCCACCCUUCCCCAUGGAGAAAGGACUCACUUUGCCCCAGGACUGCCGACACUUUCUGCACAGCCUGAGAAUGAGGAGCAAAUAUGCCCUUUUCCUGGCUUUUGUGGUGGUGGUUUUUGUCUUCAUUGAAAAGGAAAAUAAAAUCAUAUCAAGGGUCUCGGACAAACUGAAGCAGAUCCCCCAAUCCCUGGUAGAUGCCAAUAGCACCGACCCAGCCCUAGUCUUGGCCGAGAACGCAUCCCUCCUGUCCCUGAGUGAGCUGGAUUCGGCCUUCACGCAGCUGCAGAGCCGCCUGCGAAACCUCAGUCUGCAGCUGGGCGUGGCGCCGGCAGAGGAGGCUGCGGAGGAGACCGCAGAGUGGGAGCCGGAGCAGCAGCCGGAGUCCCGCCCACCCGCCGAGGCCCCGCCCCGGCGCCACUUGCUCCUCAUGGCCACCACCCGCACGGGCUCCUCGUUCGUGGGCGAGUUCUUCAAUCAGCAGGGCAACAUCUUCUACCUCUUCGAGCCGCUGUGGCACAUCGAGCGCACGGUGUCCUUCGAGCAGGGCGGCGCCAACGCCGCGGGCUCGGCCCUGGUAUACCGCGACGUGCUCAAGCAGCUCUUCCUGUGUGACCUGUACCUCCUGGAGCAUUUCAUCAUCCCGGCACCCGAGGAUCACCUGACCCAGUUCGUGUUCCGCCGGGGCUCCAGCCGCUCCCUCUGCGAGGACCCCGUCUGCACGCCCCUCGUCAAGAAGGUCUUCGAGAAGUACCCCUGCAAGAACCGCCGCUGCGGCCUCCUCAACAUGACGCUGGCCGCCGAGGCCUGCCGCCGCAAGGAGCACAUGGCAAUCAAGGCCGUCCGCAUACGGCAGCUGGAGUUCCUGCAGCCGCUGGCCGAGGACCCCCGCCUGGACCUCCGCGUCAUCCAGCUGGUGCGCGACCCCCGCGCUGUGCUAGCCUCCCGCAUGGUGGCCUUCGCCGACAAGUACGAGACCUGGAAGAAGUGGCUGGCCAAGGGACAGGACCAGCUGAGGGAGGAGGAGGUGCAGCGGCUGAAGGGCAACUGUGAGAGCAUCCGCCAGUCCGCUGAGCUGGGCCUGAGGCAGCCGGCCUGGCUGCGGGGCCGCUACAUGCUGGUGCGCUACGAGGACGUGGCCCUUAGGCCGCUGCAGAAGGCCCAGGAGAUGUACCGCUUUGCAGGCAUUCCCCUGACCCCGCAGGUGGAGGACUGGAUCCAGAAGAACACCCAGGCGGCGCACGACGGCAUCUACUCCACGCAGAAGAACUCCUCGGAGCAGUUUGAGAAGUGGCGCUUCAGCAUGCCCUUCAAGCUAGCGCAGGUGGUACAGGCUGCCUGCGGCCCCGCCAUGCGCCUCUUCGGCUACAAGCUUGUGCAGGACGCCGCCUCACUCUCCAACCGCUCCGUCAGCCUGCUGCAGGAGCGCGGCACCUUCUGGGUCACGUAGGGGACCCGGGGCGUUGAGCACCCCUCCUGGUGAAAGUCCCGCCUUGCCUGCCUCACCCAGGCCAGCUGGGAGACUGCAGCGCCGCCGCAGGGGUGGGCAGGAAGACGUGCAGGGCGUAGGUGGCGCCUGCGCUGUAGAAGUAGGCCCCCAGCCCGCUCGCUUCCCCGCCCCAGCUGUGGGCCUGGAGCUUCCCGCUGAGAACAGGACAGUGGCCGGUCCUUUUGAGGGCUGUCAAACCCAGACCAAGGGGGCUGUGGUCUCCUGAGCAGGCCCAGGCAGGCCCGAGCCUAUUGACAAGCCUUUCUCUUCUCUCUCUCCCUCUCUCUCUCUCUCCCUCUCUCUCUCUCACACACACACACAUACAUAUACACACACAGAAAUAUACAUGAAACACACAUAGGUGCCUGUAGACCCUGUGGGUCAGAGUCCACAAAUAUUUAACAACCGAAAGGGGUUUCAGACACUGACUAGUCACAGUCAGACCCCCUGCUGUACUCAGUGUCAACCUUUCAGUUUCUGAAUUUCUCCAUAAUCCAGUGUAGCAUCUGGGUGGGUCCCUGGGGAGAGGUGAAAUUAGCUCUAUAUAGAGCUACAGAACAAACAUACACAUAUAGACAAAUACCUACACUCACACCACACGCACAGGCAGAAGAACAUAAAAACACAAACACACACACACACAAAAUCUUCCCUGUUGCUUUAUGCUUUAUCUGUAUCACACACCUAAAGAAAAGCCUCUGGUUACCUUUUUAGAGUUAUUCGGGGAAGGGGGAAUGAUAUAUGGUCAUGGGCCAUGACCCUGUUCCCCAUCCAAGUUUGAGGCUGAACGGUGGAUACAGAACUGCCAAGUCCAUGGCCUCUGCCCACCUUAGAUUCUCGUGGCUACCUCCCCUGACCCAUUCAUGUCCUUGCUGCUAGCAGGCAGCAUGAUUUGAAAUGGAAUGGCUGACCCUCGUGUGAUUGCAGCCCGAAGGCCCUGUCCUAGCUCAAUUGGCUCCCCAAGAGCAGGUCCGUUUUGAAAGCUGCCUCAAGCCUGACGGGCAGGAGCAUCGGUGGUCCCUGGAGGCAAAAGGCAGCUCGUGAGUCCUGUCAUUUCCAGCCAGGCCUCUGUGGGGCAAGGCCCAGAAGGAAAUACAGAGUGCUCUUGAGGGAGAAGUCACAUCAGGAUACCCCAUCCCCUGAGAAGACAGGGGAAAGAGGUCAGCCACAUGGUUGGUCGUCAUGGUUAUGUGGUUAGUGUCUGGAAUUCCUCAUUUAGGGCUCUGGGAAGAGUAUUGCUCAAUGUGGGAUGGGGUGAGUGUUUUUAUUUUUUAUUUUUUUAAAGUUAUUUAUGGUUUGGUUUCUUGUGGCUGUGUUUUCAGGUUUGUUUCUGCAGGAGUGCUGCUUGGAAGCAUUGUGGGCUUGAGGGGCUGAGGGGGGCCGGGAAGACCAGUGGGGAGCACUUUGGCUCCUGCUGGAGGAAGAGGAGGAGGAGCCUUCCCCCAGAAGGACCAGAGCCGAGGUGGCCACAUGGCAGCCCACAGUGCCCCACGGGCUUUUCUGUUUGAUCCCACGUGGAACAAAUCUCAGAAACCAGUGGCGUUCUUUGCUGAGUGUCCAGAGGCAGCAUAAAUUAGCAAUCCUCACCCCCUCCCCAAGAAGAGGCCAGAUUUGAACAUCUCUCCCAGGUCCUAACAUAUUUCCUGGGGCGUCAGGGACCUAUGACCAAGCAGCAGAUGUCCCCACAGUGGAAGCGUUUCCCCCAUUCCUACCCCAAACUGGGGAGCAGAACUCAGUACCACCUCAGAACUUGCAGAAAGCAUCAGCAGUUCACUAAGGGCUGUUUCUGAUUUCCUGGACAACCUCUGUAUCAGAUCCAUCUCAUUGUCAAGCCCAGAGGGCUGAGUUUUGUUUUGAGUAUUAUGGGGAGCAGGGAAAUACAGGAUCUGGGUCCAGCUAGUGUUGCCAUAGGGAAGAGGCGGGUGUGUCCUGGCAGGAAGCCAGCCUUUGAAAAGGUGAGGACAGUGGCCAUCUUGUGGGAUCCAUUACAGUCAGUGCGUUUGAGCUGCUGGGUCUCCAUCACCAUGGAUUCAGCCAGUCGAGGAAGUCUCUAGGUUUUCUGUUCCAAGAAUAAAUUGUGCCGGGAAAUGGCUCUAAUUUGGGGUCCAAAGGGACUCCAGCUCUGAAAACUUGAUCCUGGGGCAGAGUGGGGCCAGGAUGGUUCUGGCAGGCCCAGAAGUACUGGCCAUUCUUCCCCAGCCCUUGCCCUGCUCCCUCCACUGUUCCCCACCUGGGGGUGGUAGGGGGCAGGCACCUCUAUCCAAGGCCCUUUCUGGUUCCUGGAGCCCUCCUAGUGUGGACUGCAGACUUCUUCCUUCUUCCCUUCCUAUGCCUCUGGGGCCAAGGCCUCCACCCCUGAGCUCUGAGGACUAUGCCGAGAAUGGACCUUUGGGACUUCUCAGGACAUUAACAAUUUGUACACUGCAGGUUGACUUAAUUUAUUUAUUUUGUGAAAAAGAAGAGACAGAAAAUAUUUUAUUUUUUGCAUGGACUCAAAGCUGUACCCAAAUCAAAAAAGACAAUAAUAAUAGAAACCAUUCACUUCGUACAUACAAGGACACUCCAAGACGAUUCAGAAUACACGAGAGGACAAAACUGAGAGCGUGAGAGUCACGAUGGCCGCAGGGUAUUUUUUUAGCUCGGUUUCCUCUUGUUGAUUUGAAGAUGUGACAGUAAGGCCCUUCCUGCUAUAUUAUCUUUGUCCAGGUAUCUGAAAUAGGACACAGCUCAAGAGAGUGUUGCCUUGGGCUCAGCAAUGCUCUGGGAACCCUUGGGGUUUAGGGAGGAGAAGGAGGGAUCACUACUGACUCUACACUCCAUGGGACCUGGUUGGAGUAACACAUGAGGGGUUUUCAGCAGAGAGCUGCGCUAGGGGAGGUGGUCCAGCUGGGAGCUAGUGCCUCCUUUUCCAGCAAGGCCAGCCCUGGUUUCUCUGCUCCCUCUGGCCCCCAUGAGCCUUCCCCUCCACAGCACCCACCUGCCUGGAGACAGAGGGAGUGUUGAGGCCUCACCUCCGCCCGCCGCCAGCUUCCCCGGAACAAGAGGCUCAUUCAGCAAUGAGCGUUUAUUCGUUUUUCUUUUUCUUCAUGAAGACCUCUUUAGCCCAGCCUAUAAAAAUAGUUCAGAACAUUCCAGGCCUUGGUGAGACAGGGCAGUGUCCAACACCCUCAGGCUGUCGCCACUGCUGCCCAUUCCUGGCUUCUCCUCUGGGCCUUGUUUAUAAACCUUGGAGUGGAUGAGGACAUGGGGGGAAGGGUCUUUGGGAGCAGGAUUUUUUGGGGGGGCAGGAUUCCUGAGUCCCAUGAAGAGGGAAAAAGAAGAAGCAGAUGUGCAGAUCUCUGUAGUACGGCCCUUGCAGGUUAUCACCAACUUAUUACUAAGGUUGAGAGACAUAAGCAAAUUCUAGCCCUCUGUCCCUUUAUGUGAUGCACUCAUUUGAAAAUAAGUAACUAAAUGAACAGGAAAAAAAAAAUGUUUGUCUGCCAGCACCCUCAGCCUGGGAGCUAUGCCAGAGGCUGGUCUAAUGGGGCAGCUGCUGACCAAACCCUUAAGAGCAGAGGACCCAACCAACCCAUUACAAGAACAUCUUUCCCUUCCACCUCUGCUUUCUGAACGAGCUCCAGGAGGUCCCUGUCCCAGAAGACGUAUGCUUGGCCUAGAGAGCAGACAGGAGAUGUAAGCAUCAGAUGGUCUGGUCCUGACCCUGAAGGUCUCUUCCAGCCCUGAUUGACUAUGAGGCCCUGGAUUAUGAAGGACAGGGGCAGAAGACUGGAUGGCUGUGUCCCCAAGGCAGUCCUCUCCCACUCCCAUCCCCAAAGGCUGAAAGCAAAGGUGGGUCUCAGAGGGAUGGGUUCCUGAGGCAGGGAGAGUGGGGUGGGGGAACAGGUGCCUGCAGAGGAUGCUCCUUCUUUAAACUUGUGCAGUCUGACGAGCUCCAAGAAGUGGAUCUUGUUAGUCUGCACAAAUUUAAAGGAGCGUCCUCUGAGUUCCAAAGUUAAUGGGUUUGCCUGUGAAGAUUCCUAGCACAUGGUCCAGCUAGAAGGGAGGAAGGCGGCCCAGGGUUUCCUGAAUGUAGCCACAUGGCCUUUCAACUGCCCAGCGUUUCAGAAGAGUGGAAGCUGCUCUUUACCUCAAAAGGAUGAAGCAGAAUUGGCAGCUCAGAUGUCUUAAGAACUUCAAGAUCCUAGGGUCUUGUGACCUUUGUCAUUCCAUACUGUGCAUGGGGGACUAAUUAGUUAUGUGUUUCCAAGAUUACAUGGUGCCAUCUUCAGGGCCUAGCUCAUAUUGCAGACCAGGUAUUUUAUUUGUAUUUAUUUGUCAGAUAAAAUGACCUAUGUUCCUGGCUUCUUCUAACAUUGGGCUUGAACUGGUCACCCCCUAAAGUCUCCCUUUCAUCUGUACUUUCUAGGCCAAGUCUGCCUGGCUCCCCUGCUCCCUCCUGGUUCCUGCAAACUCUUUUUGCCAAGAAUUUUGGCCCUCUGUCAUGUGUCAUGGCCGCAUAGUACAGGAUACCCCUUCGUGGCCAUGGUAUGUACAUAUGUGUCCGCACGUGUGUAUGUGUAACAUGUAGCUCAGCCUGCUUGGCAAUGUUGCUCCCAGCCCCCUUGCCAUCAAUGUCCCAGAUGUUCUUGUCGUGGCUACAAUCUCCUGGAAACACAGGGGCUGCCUUCAGAAAGCUGGUGGCCACCACCAGUCAGGAUCUUCUCUGCAGAACAGAAUGUGAACCCAUCACCUGAUGGCUUACUUGAUUUAUUUAAUUAAAAAUGAAAACGCGCAAUGAGCAGAAUCUGAAGUGUCUCUGUCCUC